Triplophysa dalaica is the source of this 1434-nucleotide messenger RNA. Its product is annotated as torsin-1A-like. NCBI's taxonomy places the organism in Eukaryota, Metazoa, Chordata, Actinopteri, Cypriniformes, Nemacheilidae. The record is from RefSeq and is a predicted model, not a curated record. Bases 76 to 1041 code for a protein of 321 amino acids. The transcript has 5 exons. Gene Ontology annotation, cellular component: nuclear envelope; endoplasmic reticulum; endoplasmic reticulum lumen. Gene Ontology annotation, biological process: protein localization to nucleus; nuclear membrane organization. Gene Ontology annotation, molecular function: ATP binding; ATP hydrolysis activity; kinesin binding.
AGAGGAGGUUAGGCUAUUUUUCAAUCAUUUCUGUUCAGAAACGAAACCGGAGCCCGAAAGGAAGUAACAAACACAAUGAAAGCGUCCUAUUUUGUAAUAGUUUUAUUGCUUUUUUCCGACGUAAUAUUAACGUCGGGUUUUAUUGAUGUCUUUGUAGGUGUUACCGCGUAUAUCUACACAAUGUUUGAAGGGGAUAAUUUAAUCCCUUUUGUUCCUGCAAGUUUCGAGAAAGAUUUAAAUGACAAUCUCUACGGGCAGCACAUCGUAUCGAAAGUUGUACUGAAAGCUGUAUCAUCAUUUAUGACCGACAGUAAUCCAAACAAACCGCUCGUGCUCUCUUUCCACGGGACAACAGGAGUGGGGAAAAACCACGUGGCUAAAAUAAUCGCAAACAACAUUUACGAGAAAGGAGAUCAGAGCGACCAUUAUAUCACUUUUAUAACAGAGUUCCAUUUCCCACACAAAGACAAGGUUGACAUGUACAGUGCACAACUAAAGCAAUGGAUUCAUGGAAAUGUAUCCAGUUUUCCUCGGUCCAUGUUUGUAUUUGAUGAAAUGGACAAGAUUAAUCCACGUCUGCUUGACACCAUAAAGCCUUUUCUAGACUACACGGCCCGUGUAGAUGGCGUAUCCUUCCGUAAAGCAAUCUUCAUUUUUCUCAGCAAUGCAGGUGGAAAUGUGAUCGCCAAUUUAGCCCUGGAUUUCUGGAAAGAGGGUAAAGACAGAGAAGAAAUACAGAUGAACAGCAAGGGAAUGGAGAAACAAAUCUUUCAAACCAUCUUCAAUGAUAAGAAUAGUGGAUUUUGGCACUCAAGCAUCAUAGAUCAUCACCUUGUGGAUCACUUUAUACCUUUCCUGCCUCUGGAACUAAAGCAUGUACGUCAGUGUGUCCUGGCUGAAAUGGCCAGUCUGAACAUCCCUGUUGAUCAUGAUCUGGCAGAGACGGUAGUCAGAGAGAUACCCUUCUCCGGAGAGGAGAACAUUUUCUCUGUUAAAGGCUGCAAGACAGUCAGACAGAAGUUGAUGCUGAACAUUGGUUAAUAAAUGAAAAAGAUGUGCCAGCCAGUAGAAGAAACCCUGAUAAAUGCUUUUAUUCAUCAGGAUUACUGUGAUUGUGUGUGAUAAAAGAUAAUGAUGUGAUAAUCUGCAUAUGCAUAUCUAUGGAUUGUUACAGAUCAUUGGAUGACAGUGGAGUUUGACUUAAACUGCUUUUUUACAUUUGCUUUUUAAAUUAUUUAUCUUUUUGUACCUCUUGAGUUAAAGCUUGAAUCCCAUGCAAGAAAAAAUGGUCUUGCCUUUUCAGCUUUGGGUUUUAUAUUUCUCACCUGUUCAAUAAAAAUAUAUAUUAUUUUAUUUAUUUCAAAGCAUUGAACUUGCUUUGUCUGUCUCUGCUUAUCCAAAUUUGUUCAAACAAACUUGAGACUUUGUAUCCAG